AUGAGCAGCGGUGGAACCACCACAGUUUCACCUCAGGAGCCGCCGGCUUUCAAACGCGCCGUACGGAAGAUCAAAUGUGCCGCCAUGGUGGCUAACUUGGCCAAGAGCUGGCAGGGCUGGGCCAAUGAUCACGCAGGGAAGCAGGACGCCAUCCCGAGCGGCUGGAUGCCGGCGUCCGUGGAGGAUGACAACAAAAAAGAGCGCGACCACGUGGUCAAACUGACAGUCACCCCGCGUGUCAUUGCGGCGGACGCCUCCGACACUGGCGGCAGUAAGAUCAGAACCUGCUCCGUCACUAAGACAGUGCAGCCAAAACGCAGCGAGUGCAGCAGUAGCGACUUGGUCAACGCCAUCCGAGGAAAGAUGGAGUCGGGUCCCGAGGACAGCAAGCCUUUCCUUGGCAACGAGUCGCCGACACGGCGACGUCAGAUGAGGGCGCUGCAGAGUGCAGCGGCAGGAGGAGGGGUCAUCCAGGACAGGAAGAUGAUGCUCCAAGAGAAGAAGAAACUGGGGUCAAGGAGCGGCAGCGUGGAGACGGAGGACAGCGGGCUGGAGGAGGAGGCGGGGCUUAGCGACAACGGUGAAGCCAAAACCGAACACGGCGACAUCGAGUUCAAGAAACAGACCGACAGACCGAAGAUUAAGAUCGCCACCAUGGGCGACAUCAAGAGCCGCUGGCAGCAGUGGUCCAAUCAGCACAUGGAGGGCCAGAAGCUCAACCCCUUUAGCGAGGAGUUCGACCACGACUAUGCCAUGGCUCAGCGCCUCCGCAAGGGCGACUCCGGUUACGGUCGACCCAAAGACGGCUCCAAGACGGCGGAGAGGGGCGACCGCGCCCAGAAGCACAUCCACAGGGAGAUGGAGGAGAUGGUGUGGAUCAUCAGAGACAUGGGCUUCGAGGACAAAGAGGGGAGGACCAUCAUCUCCUUCGGACGCCUCUUCGACCGCUACGUGAAGAUCUCGGACAAGGUGGUGGGCAUCCUGCUGCGCUGCCGCAAACACAAGAUGCUGGACUUUGAGGGGGAGAUGCUGUGGAAAGGACAGGACGAUGAUGUCAUCAUUACGCUUAGGGACUGA
Molecule: messenger RNA, 1077 nt
Organism: Seriola dumerili (greater amberjack)
Lineage: Eukaryota; Metazoa; Chordata; Actinopteri; Carangiformes; Carangidae
Gene: abraa
Product: actin-binding Rho-activating protein-like
Exons: 2
Coding region: 1-1077 (358 amino acids)
Biological process (GO): positive regulation of transcription by RNA polymerase II; positive regulation of Rho protein signal transduction
Cellular component (GO): sarcomere
Molecular function (GO): actin binding
Source: RefSeq, a predicted model, not a curated record